UCGUGGCGUGUCUCACAGGCCUCCCUGGUGCUCAGUGUCCCUCCGCCGUCUCCUCUGUUGUUUCCGGCGGGAGAGAUGGCCAGGAUCUGAUCCGGGAGGAGGCCGCACCCGCGCCGCGCUCUGCGGCGAGCUCUAGGCAAUGCCGAGCAGCUCGGACACGGCGCUGGGGGGAGGCGGGGGCCUGAGCUGGGCGGAGAAGAAGUUGGAGGAACGCCGCAAGCGGAGGCGAUUCCUGUCCCCUCAGCAGCCGCCGCUGCUGUUGCCGCUCCUGCAGCCGCAGCUCCUGCAACCGCCGCCGCCCCCGCCGCCUCUGCUCUUCCUGGCUGCUCCCGGCACGGCCGCCGCCGCCGCAGCCGCCGCCGCCGCGGCCUCCUCCUCUUGCUUUAGCCCGGGCCCCCCUCUGGAGGUCAAGCGGCUGGCGAGAGGCAAGAGGCGCCCAGGAGGGCGGCAGAAGCGGCGCCGCGGGCCCCGCGCCGGGCAGGAGGCGGAGAAGCGUCGGGUCUUCUCGCUGCCCCAGCCGCAGCAGGACGGCGGUGGCGGUGCUAGUAGCGGUGGGGGUGUGACCCCACUGGUGGAAUACGAGGAUGUGAGCUCUCAGUCCGAGCAGGGGCUGCUGCUGGGGGGAGCCAGCGCGGCAGCGGCGGCGACGGCUGCCGGGGGAACGGGGGGCAGCGGCGGGAGUCCGGCCUCCUCCUCCGGCACCCAGAGGCGCGGGGAGGGGUCCGGGCGCAGGCCCCGCCGAGACCGUCGCCGCAGUAGUGGCCGCAGCAAGGAGCGCCACCGCGAGCACCGGCGGCGGGACGGGCAGCGUGGCAGCAGUGAGGCUUCAAAGUCCCGCAGCCGCCACAGCCACAGCGGCGAGGAGCGGGCCGAGGCAACCAAGAGCGGUGGCAGUAGCAGCAGCAGCGGCGGCCGCCGGAAAAGUGCCUCGGCCACGUCUAGCAGUAGUAGCAGCCGCAAGGACCGAGACCUGAAGGCUCACCGGAGCCGGACUAAGUCGUCCAAGGAGCCGCCUUCGGCCUACAAAGAGCCGCCAAAGGCCUACCGGGAGGAAAAGACCGAGCCCAAAGCCUACAGGCGGCGGCAGCGGUCCCUGAGCCCCCUGGGAGGCCGGGACGACAGCCCAGUUUCCCACAGGGCCUCGCAGAGCCUGAGGUGCCGCAAGUCCCCCAGCCCGGCAGGAGGUGGCAGCAGCCCUUAUUCGCGGCGGAUGCCGCGCUCCCCAAGCCCUUACAGCCGCCGGCGCUCCCCCAGCUACAGCCGCCACAGCUCUUACGAGCGGGGCGGCGACGUGUCUCCCAGCCCCUACAGCAGCAGCAGCUGGCGUCGCUCCCGGAGCCCUUACAGCCCUGUGAUCAGACGGUCUGCCAAAUCCCGAAGCAGAAGCCCAUAUUCAUCCAGGCAUUCAAGAUCUCGUAGCAGGCACAGAUUGUCUAGAUCCAGAAGUCGUCAUUCUAGUAUUUCUCCUAGCACACUAACUCUGAAGAGUAGCCUGGCAGCUGAAUUGAACAAGAAUAAAAAAGCACGAGCUGCAGAGGCAGCAAGAGCUGCAGAGGCAGCUAAGGCUGCAGAGGCAGCUAAGGCUGCUGAGGCUGCUGCCAAAGCUGCCAAAGCCUCCAACACUUCUACACCUACCAAGGGGAGCACAGAAAGUGCUGCCAGUGUAUCACAAACAAACCAUGUGAAGGAUGUGAAGAAACUUAAGAUUGAACAUGCACCUUCUCCCUCCAGUGGUGGAACUUUGAAAAAUGACAAGGCAAAAACAAAGCCACCUCUUCAGGUAACAAAGGUGGACAAUAAUUUGAUCGUAGAUAAAGCUGCCAAGAAAGCAGUUGUAGUUGGGAAGGAGAGUAAACCUGCUGCUACAAAGGAGGAACCAGUAUCUCUUAAAGAGAAAACCAAACCACUUACACCAAGCAUAGGAGCCAAGGAGAAGGAGCAACAUGUGGCUCUAGUGACUUCUACGUUACCACCAUUACCUUUGCCUCCCAUGCUGCCUGAAGAUAAAGAUGCUGAUAGUUUACGAGGAAAUAUUUCAGUAAAAGCAGUUAAAAAGGAAGUAGAAAAGAAACUACGGUGUCUACUUGCUGAUUUACCACUGCCCCCUGAGUUACCAGGAGGAGAUGAUCUCUCAAAGAGUCCAGAGGAGAAGAAAACAACAGCACAAUUACAUAAUAAACGGAGGCCUAAAAUAUGUGGGCCUCGCUUUGGUGAAAUCAAAGAAAAAGAUAUUGACUGGGGAAAACGCUGCGUGGAUAAAUUCGAUAUCAUUGGAAUUAUUGGAGAAGGUACCUAUGGACAAGUUUACAAGGCCAGGGAUAAAGACACUGGAGAAAUGGUAGCCCUAAAAAAAGUACGUCUAGAUAAUGAAAAGGAAGGCUUUCCAAUUACAGCAAUUCGAGAAAUUAAAAUUCUCCGGCAGCUUACUCACCAGAGUAUUAUCAAUAUGAAGGAGAUAGUUACUGAUAAAGAAGAUGCUUUGGAUUUUAAAAAGGAUAAAGGUGCAUUUUAUCUGGUGUUUGAAUAUAUGGACCAUGACCUGAUGGGACUACUGGAAUCAGGCUUGGUUCAUUUUAAUGAAAAUCACAUCAAGUCAUUUAUGAGACAGCUCAUGGAAGGUCUGGAUUAUUGUCAUAAGAAGAACUUUUUGCAUAGAGAUAUUAAAUGUUCAAAUAUUCUUCUAAAUAAUAGAGGGCAGAUAAAACUUGCAGAUUUUGGACUUGCUCGAUUGUAUAGCUCAGAAGAAAGUCGGCCAUAUACUAACAAGGUCAUCACUUUAUGGUAUCGUCCACCUGAACUGCUACUGGGAGAAGAACGAUAUACGCCAGCUAUUGAUGUAUGGAGCUGUGGAUGUAUCCUUGGUGAACUCUUCACUAAAAAACCUAUAUUUCAAGCAAAUCAGGAACUUGCACAACUAGAAUUAAUAAGCCGUAUAUGUGGGAGUCCAUGUCCUGCAGUGUGGCCCGAUGUAAUCAAACUGCCGUAUUUCAACACCAUGAAACCAAAGAAGCAGUAUCGUCGAAAGUUAAGAGAAGAAUUUGUUUUUAUUCCUGCAGCUGCACUAGACUUAUUUGAUUACAUGCUCGCCUUGGAUCCUAGUAAGCGCUGCACUGCAGAACAAGCUCUUCAGUGUGAGUUCCUGCGGGAUGUGGAACCCUCAAAAAUGCCUCCACCAGACCUUCCUUUAUGGCAAGACUGUCAUGAGUUAUGGAGUAAAAAGCGAAGAAGACAGAAGCAGAUGGGCAUGACUGAUGAUGUUUCCACAAUUAAAGCCCCCAGAAAGGACUCGUCUCUGGGCUUAGAUGACAGCAGAACCAAUACACCCCAGGGUGUGCUGCCAACUUCACAAUUGAAAUCUCAGGGCAACUCAAAUGUAGCACCUGGUGAAAAACAGACAGAUCCAUCAACACCACAACAGGAGUCUUCGAAACCAUUGGGAGGAAUUCAGCCUUCUCAGAGCCUCCAGCCUAAAGUGGAAACUGAUGCUGCCCAGGCGGCUGUGCAGAGUGCAUUUGCAGUUCUAUUGACUCAGUUAAUAAAGGCUCAGCAGUCAAAGCAGAAAGACGUGCUUCUAGAAGAAAGAGAAAAUGGAGCAGGACACGAAGCAUCAUUACAGCUCAGGCCACCUCCAGAACCUAGCACUCCAGUAUCAUCAGGGCAAGAUGAUCUCAUCCAGCACCAAGACAUGAGGAUAUUAGAACUCACACCAGAAGCAGAUCGGCCUCGUAUUCUGCCUCCUGAUCAACGACCUCCUGAACCACCUGAACCACCACCAGUCACUGAAGAAGAUCUGGAUUAUCGGACAGAAAACCAGCACGUACCCACUACUAGCUCUUCAUUAACUGACCCUCAUGCUGGAGUGAAAGCAGCCCUGUUGCAGCUACUAGCUCAGCAUCAGCCCCAAGAUGAUCCUAAAAGAGAAGGUGGUAUUGAUUACCAGACAGGAGAUACUUAUGCAUCCACUUCAGACUACAAGGACAAUUUUGGACCCUCUUCUUUCUCUUCCGCUCCUUAUGUUAGUAAUGAUGGUCUAGGAGGUAGCUCUGCUCCACCAUUGGAACGACAUAGCUUCAUUGGAAACUCAGAAAUUCAGUCUUUGGAUAACUACAGUACUACUUCAUCUCAUUCUGGUGGUCCACCUCAGCCUUCUGCCUUUCCUGAGUCAUUUCCCAGUUCAGUAGCUGGAUAUGGAGACAUUUACCUCAAUACUGGUCCCAUGUUAUUUAGUGGAGACAAGGAUCAUAGAUUUGAAUAUAGCCAUGGCCCCAUUGCAGUCCUGGCAAACAGCAAUGACCCUUCUACAGGGCCAGAGAGUACUCAUGCUUUGCCAGGAAAGAUGCACAACUAUAACUAUGGUGGUACCUUACAGGAAAACCCAGGUGGCCCCAGCCUCAUGCAUGGACAGACCUGGACUUCUCCUGCCCAAGGACCUGGAUAUUCACAAGGAUACAGGGGACACAUUAGCACAUCAGCUGGCAGAGGUCGAGGCAGAGGGCUACCAUACUGAGUAUCAGUUUUUCCUCAGGCACAUCAUUUUUAUCUGGAAAGACUUUUCUAGCUGCAAUUUAAGGCAGCAAUCCAAGAGACUUGAAUAAUAAUAAUUCAACAACAGCUUUAUUUUUAUGUGAAAAGGGUCUUGCAUACAAUAGUUUUAAAAAAGACCAAAAAAAAAAAAACCCUGCUUAAAUUCAUGCUGUUCUAAAAACUAGAUCUGUUGAUUGUACAUCUUCACAAAUUCUAGCUAACAAUUUUAUUUUGUAUUCUUGCAGUUUUAAGUGGAUGCUAAUAUUAGGGACAUAAAAGCUUUUAUGGCCCUCUUGCAGUUUUGAACUAUGCACAUUUGUGCUUUUUUUUUUUUUUUUUUUGUACGUUUGGACCAACUUUUAUGUAACAACCAACCAACCCCUCCCUUCUCCAGUUUUACAACAAUCAGAAAGGGCACUGAUUUACUUGGUAUUUUUCUUUUUACAAAGCUACCUUUAGUCAAAGGUCACUGUCAGUCUUUGCACCUGCUUUCAGUGUUAUUGUGAAAGGUGUACUUUGUGCUCAUUUCAGAAAAUAAAACAUAACCUUUCUCUUGAUGCAA
Molecule: messenger RNA, 5086 nt
Organism: Phyllostomus hastatus (greater spear-nosed bat)
Lineage: Eukaryota; Metazoa; Chordata; Mammalia; Chiroptera; Phyllostomidae
Gene: CDK13
Product: cyclin dependent kinase 13
Exons: 14
Coding region: 140-4507 (1455 amino acids)
Biological process (GO): protein phosphorylation; positive regulation of transcription elongation by RNA polymerase II; transcription elongation by RNA polymerase II
Cellular component (GO): cyclin/CDK positive transcription elongation factor complex; nucleus
Molecular function (GO): RNA polymerase II CTD heptapeptide repeat kinase activity; ATP binding; cyclin-dependent protein serine/threonine kinase activity
Source: RefSeq, a predicted model, not a curated record